ACCUCAUCCCAACCCCGAGGCAGUCAGAUCUUUCUUCACAUCCACUGGAUGGAGAUCAUGACCGCCCGAGCUACCACCGUCGCAACCAGGCAAAAUGCCAGUGGGCCUCCUCUUCUCGCCCUCUAAUGGCCAAUUUUUGUUAUGUGAAAGGGGACGCGGAACGCGUAAAGGUGCCAUUUGAGAGAAAAACAAUCAGUGUAGAGCGCUCCCAUUGGGCGUAAGCAGUGUGCGUGUGAAUUUACAUGCAGGCUCCAGCACUUGCGGGAGCCAAUGGCGGGAGUGAUGAGCUUGUACAGCAGUUAUACCCUGCCAAGCGAACAAAACAAAAACUUGUGGCCAGGCACACGAACGCGGCUACUGGAAUCUGGCAGCUACCCGCACGGCUUCAAAAGGUUGAGAAGGGGAGGGGAUGACAGAAGAGAAGAAGAAUCAAGUAGACUGCUCCUACACACCUUUCGCUGUAUGGCUACCGGAAGAGCCUCAAACUCCUCUCGGGUCAUCUGAGGGACAAGGGCUUGAGGCUGUCGUUUUUGGAUGCUGUUUGACCUCGAAUGUCCAGGUCGCCUGUGGUUGUUUCUGAGGUAACCGUCGAUUGAGGCUCGUCCCGGCCCUGAGAGCAUUGAUAACUGUCCAUUAGACUGACUCUGAGGACGUUGCUGCCGCCUUGUCCAUCGUGAAAAGAGGGGACUGGCCGAGCGCUCGUGUUUUCCGGUUGCUGACCUGGAGCGGAUAUGAGGUCUGGGGGAUGCUGAAGUGUAGUCGGACGCGGGAGGGGGCGAGAAUCGGAUUAAAUCCGUCUCGAGUAUCGGUCCAGGCAUUGUGAUUUGAGUUUGGCCACCCUCGUCACCGUCUUCGCAGUGGUCGCCGCAAGACCAAAGGCUGGAAGUUGAUGUUGAUGGGGACAGGAAAAACGUGGAAGUGAGGAGGUGGGACUUGGUGUGAGCUGCGAUGGGUUGUCUCGGGUCGUUUGCUGCGAGGGCGUCUGCUGAGUGACGAUCUGCGUUUGAGAUGCUGUUGAAGAAAGGGAGCUGAAGACUGAAGUUGCUGUGAUCGAAGCUCAAUCUUGUCGGGGGAGUCGAGGGUUCUUUCAGGAACGGCGAAGAAACGUGGGCUGCCCUUGCUUCUGUGAUGAGCCAGGGCAUGUCAUCAACAACGCUCUGCCCCGGCGGCUCCAGGGCCAGGGCCAUCAGCCCAUUGGGAGCCGCCGGGCUUGUUCCUUUGGAAAUAGCGGGCCCCGGGGUGAUGGCAGGGGCAUCUGGGCUGUCCAUCUCGCUACUGGCUCGUGGUGGCCGAAGGCCACGAUGUCCCUGCUGGCAGAAAUCAAGGGUCCAGCCAGUUGGGCAGCCAAGACCAGACCAGGGGUUGCAAGCCAGGGCAAAAGCCCAAAACGUUCAAGGCAAACGUUUAAGGGAAAGCUGUCGUGCAAGUGAGCCACAAAAUCGUCAUUUUUGAGACCAGCCCUUUGUGAUCGUGUGCGUCAAGAAUGGGCGGUGGGAAUUGAUGGCGAUAUACUCCGGAGUCACAACUGUGAAGCUAUAUUGGAUGAGAUGGGUGAUAAUAGGGUUGGCCGAGCUCCCGUCGUCCCGUCCAAUCCCUUUCCAGCACCGAAUCGCUGUGAUGUGAUGGUGCUCCGUACUGGCGGUUGGCAACAGCCGUGAUUAUGCCGGACGUGGGUAAACAACGAUGCCUGAGAUUGAUGAGCGACGGCGGAUGGUGAUCGAACUCGCGAUAAAGACGCUGUCUUUUGGGAGGACCAUUUCUUAUCAAGUCAGCUUGACAGUUCUUGGUUCUGCAGCUCUGCAGCGCAGUCGGGUUUCAAGCUGUGAAGUGGAGGCUGGCAACACCUAUGGGCUUCAACUGAUGAAUAAGGCGCAAUUCUGGGGCACGGCAGCUACUCUUUUCUUUCCCCAGGUGGGGACGCGAAUCUGCAACAUCAUAAACAUGGUUCCUCCCUCUUUGGGCAGUUUGAGGGACGCCGACUCCGAUUCCAAACAUGUCAAGAUCUCUCCGGCUUUGGCUGACUCCGUACUAAAGAUGUACGGCAGAACAUGAUCCCAGGUCCCUGUCCUAUAUAUAUCAAGUGUCAUAACGCUGGCAUUUAUGAGGCUGCGGCAACUCACAGCACCAGCCCCGCACUGAAACGGUGUUCGAGACCGAGGCUCGCACCUUGGGGGCUGCCUCUGCCUGACCUUGAGUUUUCACAUGUCUUGUCAAGGUAUUCCCUUUCAUGGUUUUCUUCCUGUAAUAAAAUGCUUACAUAAGUAGAAAAAUGUUAGCAGUGGAAAAACUGUUAUCGAUCUCAUCAGUGAGCUGGCAACGGCAACGCGGGUUGCGGGUGAAGGUCUUCGGUAUCUCGGCUAAGGCAAAACUUUACCGCUCUUCUUUGGGUACCACUUUCAACCCGUCCGGGCUACGGAGUAUCAUUGAAGAACAUCUCCACCCUUGCGGUGAAGAGAACGGCUCAGCAAAUACCGACAACCCCCAUGCUGUUCAGCGACGCACAAGCAAUGGCGGUGUUGUGUGA
Molecule: messenger RNA, 2524 nt
Organism: Podospora pseudopauciseta
Lineage: Eukaryota; Fungi; Ascomycota; Sordariomycetes; Sordariales; Podosporaceae
Exons: 3
Coding region: 2270-2524 (84 amino acids)
Source: RefSeq, a predicted model, not a curated record